Messenger RNA from Beta vulgaris subsp. vulgaris (sugar beet), 1302 nucleotides. RefSeq names its product protein SPEAR3. Bases 352 to 1074 code for a protein of 240 amino acids. The record is from RefSeq and is a predicted model, not a curated record. NCBI's taxonomy places the organism in Eukaryota, Viridiplantae, Streptophyta, Magnoliopsida, Caryophyllales, Amaranthaceae. Gene Ontology annotation, molecular function: DNA-binding transcription factor activity. The transcript is spliced from 5 exons.
ACAUAACAAAAAAAACCCUAAAAUGGCAUGUAAUCUCCCUCACCCUAAACAUCCCCUCCUUAAUAACAAAAAAUUGAAAUAUAUUUCUUACAGAAUUCCCUUAUGUUACAAAAUAGGACAUAUAUCAUAAAAAGAGCAAAGAAAUCCAUGUAUAAUUGUGAAUAUAUAUACUAAUAAAUCUCCAAAAUCUCAUCCAGCCAAGCAAUAGUUACUUAAGGGGUGGGUGGGGGUGAAGCUUUAAAAAGGGAUGAAUCUCAAGUUGUGGGUGAAGUCAAAGUCAAUAUUUCUUUCAUUGUAAGUUUGAAAGAAAAAAAAAAUUGAGAGAAAAAUCAAAACAAAAGAAUUAAGGUUAUGGGAAGUUACAUUGGUAAUCAACCAAACAACAACAACAUGAAAAACAAUGAUCAGAAAUCUGGAAAUUCAACUUCUUCAGCAAAAAAAGGCAAGAAUAAGUGUAAUAAUAAUAAUAAUAAUAGUAAUAGUAAUAAUAAUAAUAAUACUAGUAAUAAUAAUAAUAAUUCUGAUAAACCAAAACAACCUCAAAGAGGUCUUGGAGUUGCUCAAUUAGAGAAGAUAAGAUUGCAUAGUCAAAUGGCUAGUUGUGGCAUUCUUCCUCAUCAUCAAGUUCCUCAUCAUUUCCUUAAUCCUACUUAUCAGCAUGUUCCAGAAGAUAUGAGGAUUCAAGUUGGGUAUCAACUAGCACCACCACCACCGCCGCCGCCGCCACCUUUUUGUUAUUCGUCGCCUUCGAUUCCGUCAUCUUCUUAUGGUUACCACCAUCAUCCUAAUAAUUAUAUGAUGGCAAUGGGAAAUCAUAUGGAAAGGACCAGCAACAUAAGAUACCAUGAACAUCAGUCAAUCAAUACAGCAAGAUGGAACCCUAAUAACAAUUUUCGCGGUAUGCCGGAGACUCAACCAUACACUCAACAAUCAGGCAUGGUCACUAGGCACCUUCUAAGCCAUGUUGAGCAACAAAACAAUAGAAGGAACAAUUUGUUCGAAUCAAGGAGUUCGAGCUGCCAGAAUUUAGAUUCAAGCGAAAAUGAAGAACUGGAUUUGGAGCUUAAAUUGUAGCUUUUAGUAAAUUGUUUAGUUUCCUAGAUUCAACUAGGAUUAUGGUAGUAUUUAUAAUUAUCGCUUUUGCACAAGAGAAAAAAAUUAACCACAGAUUAUUUGUCAAUAGGUACAGAAAAAAUGACAAAAAGUUUAUUGCUUUCAGCCACAUUUGUAAAAUUUAGUUAAACACAUUUGUGAUUCAACUGAAAGUCUUUUCACAGUAAAUAAUAAGCCAUUAUACCGUCA